This is a messenger RNA of Cinara cedri, 6971 nucleotides long. NCBI's taxonomy places the organism in Eukaryota, Metazoa, Arthropoda, Insecta, Hemiptera, Aphididae. The record is from the annotation of a GenBank genome assembly.
ACUUAAACAUUUUAUUACAUUUUUCCAGAUUAACAGCGACAAUAUAAGUAUAUUUCAAUAAUUGUCUACUGUGGCUAUCGCAAUAGCUCGACGAAGAGGACGCAAUGGAUUGUGUGCUAUUGGUACCGCCUUGGUUAGACACUGGCUGACUAGUUUUUUACUAGGGUCGUUAAUCACGUCGUUAGUGAUAUAUUACACGGUGUUAAACCAAAAAAGUAACAAAAAUAAUAUUCGAAAAUUGCCGUUUAUAUAGUAUAGUAACUUAAAGCGCAUUUGUAUAGUUCCUUUGACAUACGAGGAUACCAGCAAUUAUGGUGUUAUCAAAGUACGAGAACAUGAAUCAACGUCAGAAGCAAUGGAAAAAGAACUAAGGUUACUACGAAGACAGCUUAGUAUGACUCAAAAUCAUUUACUAGCCGCAAUGAAGACAUCUCUAUUUCCCGUAUCACCAACCGAAGCACCACAAGUAACACCAGAGAGUCUCGCACCUUGUUCGUCACAAAAAGUAUGUCAAUUUUAGGUUCUGAGUGUAGUGAAAAAGCUGUUAAAACUUAGUAAACUAUUGUUUUACAUAAAUGUGUUUUUUUCUUGGAAAACAUUUUUUCAAUCAGCAAAAAAUUUCCGAUUUUUUCAAGUUAUACCUAAAAAAAUAAGCAUUUUUAAUAAUAUUUCAAAAAAAUUGUUUUUUUCCAAUUUUCCAAUUUUUUCACGCAGUAGAUACACCAAAUUAUGCGGAAUUUCUACUUUAUUUAAAACAUUUAUUGAUAUUUUUUAACAGUUAAUCUCUUGUCCUUUUUUUGGGGGUUUUUUCUUCGGAAAAAUACUUGUUCGGUUAAUAAGAAGACUCCUAAGAAUUAUUCAGAUUGUACUUUAAAAAAUGCGGAUUUAUCGCCGAUUAGUACUUUAUUUGGAAAAAAAAUCUUGACUUCUGCAAUGAUUUAUUAACUAUAGCUAAAUUAACCUUUGUAAUAUAUCUUACCCCUACAUGCAAUAGUGGCCUACUCGGAAGCAGUAAAAACUUUUUAAUUACAACAUGCAUUUCGAUAAAACUUAAUUCACAUUGAAAUUACUGGUUUCAGACAUUAGACACUGUGAACAAGUGUGAAGUAAUCGAAAUAGGAAUCGUGUGUGCUGGGUACAACUCUACGCGUUCAGUAGUCACACUAAUAAAAUCGAUAUUGUUUUAUCGAAAAAAUCCAUUAAGAUUUCAUUUCGUCGUAGAUGUCAUUUCCAGAAAAAUUUUAAAAACUUUGUUUGAUACUUGGAGUAUACCUCAAUGUAAGUUUGUAUAGCAAAAAUCACUAUAUUAUAAAGAUUUGUAUAAUAUUGAAUUCGAACAAACGUUUGUUUCUGCAGUGGAAAUCGAAUUCUAUUCAGCUGAAAAAAUAAUAGCCGAUGUUUCAUGGAUAAAUAAUAAACAUUAUUCGGGAGUUUACGGUUUGAUGAAAUUGUGUUUGACACAAGUGUUUCCAGACACAUUGAAACAGGUCCUAGUUUUAGAUACGGAUAUUACUUUUGCAACAGAUAUUGCUCAGUUAUGGUCGAUGUUAAAACGCUUCAAAAAAGAACAAGUAAGUUUAUACAUUUUAACCAUUUAAAAAUAUGUAUAUAAAAAAUAAACGUCCAUCAUAAUUCAAUAACAAACAUUUUGUACAGAGUAUAUUUAUAAAUAUGUAUAAUGUAAUAACAUAUUAUAAAGUAGUGAAAAAUUAGUGCCUCAUCCAAAUAGUGGUUGAUGGAUGCGCCAUAGCCCCAGGCGUUGACCUGCAGUUUUAUUAUUCGUUUAAAAUUGAAAUAUCGACUAAUACCGAUAAAUACGUUUUUAUUAUUUAUGACUGCCCGGUAAUUUUGCACGAAAUAUAAGUCCGUUUCACAUGAUUCGUGUAGGUAAUCAACUAAUAUCUGACAAUUAAAGAUUUUAAGUGCCGCCAGCUAGGUAUUUAUUCAAAUUCAUGACAUGGGCCUAUCACAGGUUUGUCUAACCUAUAGAAAUCACAGGUAGGGACACAUUUAAACCUAGGAUAGAUACUAUAUAGCCACAAGGCCUAGAUUUUAGUGCCACCUGGUCAAAAUUUCUUAAAAUAUGUACCGAUUCUCUAAGGGCAUCGUGAACACUUUCCAGGGGCACCGUGACUCAUAAAAAUUAUUUAUAAUUUAUUGUAUAAUUUUUUUUUAAAUUUUUGUUGAUUUCAAAUUGGACUUUAUAAAAAAUUGUAUUAAGUUAGUUGAGAAUGCUUAUAUUGUAUUAUAUUCAGUAGAAUUAUAAAAACUGAUUAUCAAUAAGAAUUAGUGCUGAUUUUUUUUAUGUAUAUUCCUCGUGAUAUUCACGGAAAGGCACCGUGGUUGAAUUUAAUCCAUAAAAAUGCAACGCCAGAAAAAAAAUUUGGAAACUGCUUCAGUGUAUUAUAAUACCUAUAGUUUAUUUAUUAAAAAUGUAUGAAAUUUAUUUUUAUUUUACUGCGCGUACUAAAUGAUUAACAAAUAAAUUGUUUUUAUGCACAUAUUGACGUAGAUAUUAUGUUAAUAUGUUAGUUAUUAUGUCUUGAAAAUACGUGAUUGCAUUAUAUCUACGCGUUAUGCAAAAAAACAAAAACCAAUUGAUUUUUGUCCAUACAGGCGUUGGGACUCGUUGAAAACCAAAGCGAUUGGUAUCUCGGCAAACUGUGGAAAAAACAUAAACCGUGGCCUGCACUGGGUCGAGGGUAAGCUAUUAAACGUGAAAAAUAUACAACUGUACCUAAUAUAUAAUAAUAAUACAACAAAAAUACAAUAGUAAUAUAUAAAACUAAACAUAACACGCAUGCACGCGCAUUUGUAUACAUAGCUAUAACACGGGCGUGAUACUGAUGGACUUACGGAAAUUACGUUUAAUCGGUUGGAACGGAUUAUGGAGAUCGGUGGCAGUAAAAACGUUAGUGACACACUACUGGACUAGUCUGGCCGAUCAGGACAUUUUUAACACGAUUAUCAAAGAACGACCGGAACUCCUGUACGCUAUGCCGUGUCAGUGGAACGUGCAGCUCAGCGAUAACACUAGGAGCGAACUGUGUUACGCCGAAGUUGUAGAGUUAAAAGUAUGUGCAUCCAAAUGUCGAUGGACAAUAAUAUUGUUCGACAUAAUAUUAGUUUUCUAUAAUAUUAAAUUGUGUAAACAAAUUUACGCAGCUGGCCAUAGAAAAAUAAUAUAAAAAUUUUCAAAAAUAACGUAAUAAUGUUAUAGUGAUUUAUGUUAUGUACGAGUAUUGUGAGUAAACCUUAACAAAUAAUAAUAAUAAUUCGAAGAGAAUUAAUAAUAGAACCCUUACUCUAAACCUACUAACGUAAUCGUAUUUUAAAUUACAAAUAAAAUAUAAAUUAAUCAUAAUUAUAAUACAUAAUUCAGAGGCGUCAUUUCACAUUUUUUCAUGCAAUGCAAAAUCAAUAAGCAGAGAAAAAAAUCGAGGCUCUAUGUAAUCAUUUUUGCGAAGUCUCAAUAAGCUUCUUUUUUUUGUUUGCCUUUUUAUCUUCUAAUACCAAGCACUGAUAAAUUUUUACAAUAAAAUUAUUCUAAAUUCAUUAAUUUUUAUUUUUAUUUCCUAAAUAAUAUCAUGUGGAAUUACUAUCUAGCUAUGAUAACGACUAGACGUUGGACCUUUAAAAGCGCGGGGCUCUGUGCGCGUAUACAACUUACAACGUCUUCAAGCCGACCCUGCCUCAUAAGCAUACUAAGCACGAAAUCAAUAAUUUCCAUAUUUAACUUUAUCUUUCAAUCAUCACAUAUCUACAAGUAUUUUAAACAAUCGCAAUUCAAUUACGAGUAGGUACCUUCAUUUCUUGAAAUUUAAACAAAAAAAAACUUUUCAGUAUCAGAAGAUACUGACAUACUGUUAAAAUUAUAAGUGAUAAUAAAACCACUAAAAACAUUUUUGUAAUUUUACAAAAUGAGAGUUUUAGUACUUAAAUUAUAUGAAAUUAACUACAUUUACACAUUUUAGGUGUCCUAAAUAAAUUUAUGGAAUGCAUUUACAUACCCUUACACCCCGCAAAUGACGCCCCUGACACAUAGGUAAUUCUAUUCAUCCAGAUCGCUUAAGUUUAAAACUUCAAAUUUUAAAACAUAAUAAUAAUACAUUAAAAAAAGUUUAAGAAGCUUACAAAUGUAUUGAUUAUAAUUCAUAAUAAUUGUUAUUUUGAUCAACUAUAAAUUAAAAAUAAAAUCCUUAAUUUUCAGAUAAUUCAUUGGAAUUCACCAAAGAAGCUCAAAGUGAAAAAUAAACACGUAGAAUUUUUCCGUAAUUUAUAUCUCACAUUCUUGGAGUAUGAUGGAAAUUUACUCCAAAGAGAACUGUUUGGUUGUAAUUAUUCAUCUAUUGUUCAAAAUGUUCCUGAAGUAAGUGGAAUUUUUAUCUAACACUUUCUCGAUUAUACAAAAUAUAUUUAAAUACAUAAAGCUUAUAUAGAUACCUACGUACUAUAUAAUAAAUGUAUAAUAUCUAAAAUAUAUUAAACUCUAAAAUGUAUAGACUUAUAACAUAAUUUAAUAGAUAAUUAAAUAUUAUAAUUUAAUUACAAAUUUGAAUAUUAAAAUAUGAUUCAUACAAUUUUUUUUUGGUAAACUAAAAUUAUUUCAAUAAUUUUUUAGAUUAACGAAGACGAUAUGUGUUAUGAAUUCAGAAGAGCAGGCAUGACCAGUUUAAGAACUCAUUUAUAUUUUUUGGAAUUCGAGUACGAAGCAUCUCCGGACGAAUGUGACAUCACACUUGUUGCUCAAUUAUCUAUGGAUAGACUCCAAAUGGUGGAAAUGCUAUGCGAGUACUGGGACGGUAAAAUUUUAUUUUGAAGCAUAAGUUAAAAACAAUCUAUAUUAAUAACAUUUUAUUGUCGAUUGCAGGCCCGAUUAGUUUGAGUCUUUACAUGUCCGAUGCUGAGGCUCAACAAUUUUUGAGUUACGCCCAGAAUUCCGAAGUUCUGAAAAAUCGUAGAAAUAUUGGAUACCAUGUAGUUUAUAAAGAAGGGGUAGGAUAAAUAUAAUAUUUAAUGUCCUAAUUUAUUUGAAUUUUUGAACAAAUUGUACAUUUGUUUUCUUUUUUAAAAAAAUAUAUCAAUUAAUAAUUAAUAAACUUUUUAGGAUUUUUACCCUAUAAAUUUAUUACGAAAUGUCGCACUUGAAAAUGUCGUAACGCCAUAUGUGUUUUUAUCCGACAUCGAUUUCUUACCAAUGAGUGGUCUAUACUCGUAUUUAAAAAAAUACAUUUUUAUAAAGAACAUUAAGUCUUCCGAUAAGGUAUAUAUAAUUUUAGUAAAUCUAUCAAGUGGUCCAAUAUUAUCCGAGAUUUAAAUUAUUCUAGGCGUUAGUUGUGCCUGCUUUUGAAACGCAAAGAUAUCGAACGGCUUUCCCACAAACGAAAGCUGAUAUAUUGAGAAUGUUGGAUGACGGAGCUUUAUUCUCGUUUAGAUACCACGUAUGGCCAAAAGGACACGCCGCCACAAAUUAUGCUAAAUGGAAAGGAUCAACUGUUCCAUACAAAGUAAAUAAUUUUAUAAUUACAAAAUAACUGUAGCUUUUUUAACACAGAUUUUACGACUUUACGACAUAAAAUACGAGUAUUAUAUCUACCUAUUAAGCGAUUUUAUAUAAAUAUAUUUACUGUAGAUGAUAUAAUAUAAUCUGCAGUAUAUAAUUUGAUUUUCCAAAUUUCGUACAUGCAUGGAAAAUUUUAGAUGUAACAUUUCAUUUAUUUAAUCUUGAAACCAAUUUCUAAAGAACAUUUUAUAGAACAAAUAACCAGCAUUACGUAGUGCGUAUAUACAAGCAAAUACGUAAAUGAUAAUUAGGCGUCCUGUUAAUUAUAGUUAUUGUUAAUUAUAAUUAUUUUUAGGUAUCAUGGGAACCAGAUUAUGAACCGUACGUGGUGGUGCGCAGUGAUGUACCAAAAUAUGAUACCAGAUUUGUUGGUUUUGGAUGGAACAAAGUGUCACAUAUCAUGGAACUCGAGGCUCGAGGAUACACUUUUAUCGUACUUCCGAAUGCGUUUAUAAUUCAUAUGCCACAUGCGCCAAGUUUCGACAUUGCAAAAUUUCGUGGAUCUUCUCAAUAUAGAAGGUCAGUGAUUUUAUUAUUUUUAAUUAUUAACGUUAAUCAAUAUUUACUUAAACCGGAAUUACCGGUCGAUUUUAAUUUUAUCAGAAUUUUUGUUGAUUUAUUUACUAUUCAAGAAAAGGAAGGACAAACUGUUCAUUAACGAUAGUCGAAAUUGUUUAAUAUAUUGUUACAGAUGUUUGAAGAUACUAAAAAAUGAGUUUAUCGAAGACUUGCGCAUUAGAUAUUCAAAACGAUUGAAUCAUACUGAGAGUUAAUUAAAAUUAAAAAAAUUCUAAUACAGUAGAUACCGUUUAUACUUUAUAAUGACACAGGUUGACGGUUGAAUCCAAACAAAGUAUAAUCUAAGAUAACAGAUUACUUUUAAUACAAUGUAAGUUUAAUUUUAAAAUAAUAAAAAACCUUUUUUUUAAUUUUAAUUUUUUCUGUAUGUGUUGAAGUCACAAUUUAUUGAUUAAAUCAUGGCACAUUGAUUGUAAUACAAUAUUAUGUUCAUAUAAAUACCUAUACAUAAUCAAUUUUUUAAAUAGUAUUUUAUUAUUUUGGUUAUAAUGGCAAUCGGUGUUAUUAUGACUACAUUUAAGUAGUCCUUUGAAUGUCAUUAUAAAAGGUUUCUACUGUAUUACCUAUGCAAUAUUUUACUGUUAUGUUAUAUGAGUUUAUAAAUGAAUGUGUUGUUUUUUUAAUUUUAUUUUUUAUUAGAAAUAUGUGUUGGUUUCUAGCUCAAUAGAUUGUAAAUUAUCCAUAGUAUAAUUUAUUAAUAAAAAAUUGUAAUUUUUAAAUGUAUUUAUUAUCGUUAUAUUAUGUAAAAUGUUCCUCUUUUGGUUUUUGACAUUAUAAUUAUAUAGCUAUAUUUAUGCAAUUGGUCUGGAUUAAAAUAAAUUAAGUAGUU